AGCAUUAAACGCAAUCUGCGGCUGAUCUUACAUCUAAGUGGUUGAUUCGAAUACGCUCGGAAUAAUAAUAAUUUAGUACAAUUUCUACAAUGGAUUUCAUUCCGCAGGAUAAAAUAUUAAAAGUAAAUCCAGAUACUCUGGAUGUUGUUAGGAAAGAAAUUAAUAUGGAUAAGCCGGGAGAGAUGAAGCAAGCCGUUAAUAUUGUAAAGGAAUGGAUUCAGCAGCAACCGCACUUGAGGAAGAAAGAUUUUACUGAUCAUUACAUAGAAAUCGCUAUCGUUACAUCUAAAGGCUCUAUAGAGCGGGCGAAGAAGCAGAUAGAUACAGCGUGUACUAUGAGAACUCUGAUGCCACAGUUCUUUGGGGUAACAAGCAUGGAGAAGGACUUCACCAAUCUUGUGGAUGCUGGGUACUUAGUGAUCAUGCCAAAAUUAAGCAAGCAGAACCAUAGGAUAAUGGUAUUACAAAUAACUGGCCCGCCACCUGAUUCCACUAUAUUCAUGAAAUUCUUUAAAUAUUCAUUUUUCUUUGCAGAAUACCUCAAGGCGCAUGACUAUGUCAGUAACUAUGAAUGCAUUAUUGAUAUGAGAUUAGCAAGCCUACCAGAUAUACUCUCAAGCAUGAAUCCAAUGGAACUAAAACAAGCAUUAACUAUUAUUGUUGAUUGCUAUGGAAUGCGCAUAAAAUCUAUUCACAUGAUAACAUCAUCGAAACUGAUUGAAACAUUCAUAUCGAUUCUGAAACAAUUGCUCAAACCAAAGAUGGUGCAAAGACUCCAUCAUCAUAAUGAUUGUGAUGAAAUAAUUAAGACAUUCGGAAAGGAAUACCUUCCCGAAGAAUUAGGAGGCACGGAAGGAUCUGUUAAAGACCUUAGAGAUAAGUGGCUCGAGACUUUAUUUAGUAAAGAAAACAUGGAGUACACCCAGGAAAUGAAUAGAGCAUUAACUGAUGAGAAUUGUCGGCCGAGAGGUAAAUUUAAUGAAGAAUACGCUGGCAUGCCGGGAACAUUCAGAGUAUUAAGCGUAGAUUAGAAUUAAGGCUAAACAAUUCUAAUAAUAUAAAUAGAUGGAAUUGAAAAUGUUCACGGAGUGGUUAAAAAAUUAAUCGAUAUGGUAAUGAUAUUAAUUUUUGUAAACCUAAAAGUAUGUAAAAGGAUUCUUGGAUGGAAAUGGGAAAGGUUGGGUGGGUUAAGAAGAAAUACAAAAUAGGGAAGGGGAACUUUCAUGAUUUCGUAUAGGCACAAAUUAUUAUUAUUAUCAUAACAAUCAUUUAUUUAAAAUUUUAUUGCUUUUUAACUGAAUUUAAACAUUACUUAUUUAUUGUAUCAUUUUCCCGAUGUUCUGAACAUAUAGUGAGGUUGGUCACGAGGGAUUAAGAUGUCUUAUCAGUAAUCCAUAUAUUGUUAUUUUCUAUGUACAUUGCCACCUCUAUUCCAUAGUUUGUACGUUUAUAAUUUUUCCGGGGGUUGUCAGUAUUGGUUUAUCAUAUUUUUUAUUUGAUUUCAAUAGCUUCGUGCCCAACUCCUGGAAAAGGUAAAUAGUAUUAAUGCCUAUCUGAAUUUAAUGCCCAUUUUAGGCUUUUUUUCAUUUCUAUGAGCAAGUUGCUUGACAUAAUAAUGUUAGUAGGCUGGUUGUCUUUCAACUGUGCUUAGCUUAGUUCAACUUGUAUGAUGCUGUGAUGGUGUCUAUAGCUUGCAGUCGCCACGUACUUACUAGAAAUGAUGCAAUUCCCUUUAAAAUGGGUGGCAUCACAGCAGUUGAUAAAAUGAAUUACCAACAGAAAUUGACGAGGGUGGAGACUCACCAUUGAGGAGGCCUUGUAAGUGGCUUUCCUAUACACUGUAAGGCUAAUCGGCACAUUUUAAUGAUAUGUUAUGAAAGGCUACACGGUUACCUAUUACCUUCUUUCUCAAUUGUAAAUAAGGUAUUUUAAUGUACGGCGUUAAAGAUGUUUUAAAAAUCACAAAAA
Molecule: messenger RNA, 1968 nt
Organism: Zerene cesonia (dogface butterfly)
Lineage: Eukaryota; Metazoa; Arthropoda; Insecta; Lepidoptera; Pieridae
Product: alpha-tocopherol transfer protein-like
Exons: 6
Coding region: 90-1031 (313 amino acids)
Cellular component (GO): membrane
Molecular function (GO): phosphatidylinositol bisphosphate binding
Source: RefSeq, a predicted model, not a curated record